This is a messenger RNA of Plasmodium vivax (malaria parasite P. vivax), 1446 nucleotides long. Its product is annotated as 50S ribosomal protein L3, putative. Gene Ontology annotation, molecular function: structural constituent of ribosome. Gene Ontology annotation, cellular component: mitochondrial large ribosomal subunit; ribosome. The coding region runs from base 436 to 1446 and encodes 336 amino acids. Gene Ontology annotation, biological process: translation. NCBI's taxonomy places the organism in Eukaryota, Apicomplexa, Aconoidasida, Haemosporida, Plasmodiidae. The transcript has a single exon. The record is from RefSeq and is a predicted model, not a curated record.
GGUAUAGAGGUUCUUUUCUCCGUUCAUUUCUCCGUUCAUUUCUCCCCUUUUUUUUCCUCCUUUUUCUCCAUUUUUUGGCACUCUGCGAAAAGGGCCUUCACCUCGAUGUGCACAGUUUGUUGGCUCUCCCCAGCUGGCUUGCAGCCGGUGGGCUUGGAACCCCGCGGAGGGAGGGACAAGCAGGAGUGACGCAAAUGUGACGCAAAAGUGAUGCAAAAGUGACGCAAAAUUGUUAGGGAGCCGCCUACCCAGCCCAGCGUCGAAGGAGGAAUUGACCCCCACAAAGUUGCUACGCGGUGGGAAGCGGGAUUCACACAGUUUAUCCUUUUUACAGCGAAGGGAAGCGUGUUCACCAGAUCGCAGUUUUGCCGUAUUGCAGCUUUCCCAGUUGGGGUUUUCCCCCCCUGUGGGUGCUCUACUCAGGGGGCUCCCACAAUGAUCCCCAUUAUGCGUGUACGGGGGAGACCCACGUUGGCAGACCGCAGCACCGUGUGCGCCGUAGCGCGGAGAAGCUUUUACGCCUCAAAAUGGGUAAGGCGGUUACAACUGCUAAACGAAAAAUACAAUUACAAAAUAAAUGCAGAGGAACAAGCAGAGUACGAAGAGAAAAAAGAAGACGAUAAGAUUGAAAAGGUUUACCCGUUGUGGAACAGCAGGAGGACAGGGCUGCUGGCGUACAAAGUGGGGUGUAUGAGCAUAUGGGAUGUGUGGGGAGUGAAGCACGCAGUGACGGUUGCCAAAAUAAACCACUGCUACGUUUUGAAUCAAAAAAAUAUAACAAAAAAUGGGUACGAAGCGCUGGAAAUAGGAAUAGGCAACAUGAAUGUUGUUAAGCAGAGUAAAAAUAAUAUUGGCAAUUAUAUAAAAAGGAAGCUGGGGUUUAUUCACAAAAUAAAAGAAUUCAAAUGUACCAGUGAUUGCUUUCUCCCUGUACAGCACAAAUUUUCUGCAAGGCAUUUUUCCCCAGGCCAAAAUCUGUUCAUCAGCUCUACUAUAAAGAGUAAAGGUUUUUGUGGGGCCAUGAAAAAGUGGAAUUUUAGCGGCAAAAAUGCCUCCCAUGGAACGGAGAGUAAAGCACAUAGAAGCUUAGGUAGUGUCUCCAUGGGGAAAACAGUUAACAUUGUCUUUAGGAAUAAAAAAAUGAAUACCCAUAUAGGGGAGAAGACCCUCGUCAAAUGUAGCAACAACAAACUCUUUAGAAUCAACAGCUUGCAAAAUCUGCUCUUCAUUAAGGGACCCAUUGGUGGCUACAAAAAUAAAAUUAUUAAAAUUUCGGACGCCAAGGGGAGGGCCUUUAACAAAUUUAAGGACAAAAUCUACCUCUACUAUCCCACCUUUAUAUAUAAGAAGAACAGGAAGUACAAGAACGUCAUUGACAUGCCCCACAGCUUGCAGGACCCCUUCCUCUACAACGAGAUUCCGCUCUACGAGCCGACCAACAAGUAG